Elgaria multicarinata webbii is the source of this 3069-nucleotide messenger RNA. RefSeq names its product osteoclast stimulating factor 1 (gene OSTF1). The transcript has 10 exons. Gene Ontology annotation, biological process: signal transduction. Gene Ontology annotation, molecular function: protein binding. Bases 184 to 828 code for a protein of 214 amino acids. Lineage: Eukaryota; Metazoa; Chordata; Lepidosauria; Squamata; Anguidae. The record is from RefSeq and is a predicted model, not a curated record.
CUUGUGCACACUCGUCAAAGCCCUCUGCCGUGGGACGCUCAGCAACCCCACCGCCCAGUCCGUCGCUCUCGACGCUGCCUCUCCCGGAAAAGAGGCUGGUGGUGCUACGGUGACCCUUCGGAAGUGGAGCCCGCGUCCGAUUCACGGCCAGGGAGUCGCUUCGCUUGCAACUUUUGCGCCGCGAUGUCCAAGCCGCCACCUAAACCAGCCAAGCCAGGACAAGUCAAAGUUUUUAGAGCCCUGUAUACGUUUGAACCUAGAACUCCAGAUGAACUGUAUUUUGAAGAAGGAGAUAUUAUCUACAUUUCCGAUAUGAGUGACACCAAUUGGUGGAAAGGAACCUGCAAAGGAAGAACUGGACUGAUCCCCAGUAACUAUGUGGCUGAACAAGCGGAAUCCAUUGACAACCCUCUGCAUGAAGCUGCCAAGAGAGGUAACCUGAGUUGGUUGAGGGAAUGUUUGGAUAACAGAGUUGGUGUCAACGGCUUAGAUAAAGCUGGAAGCACAGCCUUGUAUUGGGGAUGCCACGGUGGACACAAAGACGUAGUGGAAGUGUUAUUGACGCAGCCAAACGUAGAACUAAACCAACAGAAUAAACUGGGAGACACAGCUUUGCAUGCUGCUGCAUGGAAAGGUUACGCGGAUAUUGUAGAAACACUCCUGGCAAAAGGUGCCAGAACAGAUUUGAGAAACAAUGAAAAAAAGCUGGCUCUGGACAUGGCUACUAAUGCUGCCUGUGCUUCCCUGCUCAAAAAGAAACAAGGGCAAGAUAUAAUGCGAACAUUAAGCAAUGCAGAGGAAUACCUUGAUGACGAAGACUCUGAUUGAGUUGCAUGAAUAUUGUCUUGAAAAAGUUACAACCUCUCUUGCCUCCACCUUUCUUAAAUCCUUUCUCUCUGUAACCACAAAAUGUACUUUUCACACAUACAGUGAUGAAGUGUUACAAUAAUUUCAAAUACCAUGGUGAGAGAUCCUUUCCACAGGGUGAAAAAUCUUCUCCGCAUUAAGGGCCAAAAAUUCUCUAGUUGCAUUCAAAUAAUUUGUCGAGAGUACAUGUAUGAUAGAUUCUUCCACCAAUUCCCUAUUAGACUGAAAACAGGCCUUGCCCUUUAAAACAAGAAAAAUAUUUUAGAUAUGGAGAUAUCAGCCUGUUGGCACAGCAAAUAGCCAUUUAAAAAUAUAUCUGACAUGAUUAGCAUUAUUUUACAGAGGGAAACAUCUCAGGUAGAAGAUUGGUUGUUUUUUCCACCGCACAUCUUCACCUUAGUGUGUGUGUGUGUGUCAUUGGGAACCCAAAUUUCAGGAGUAGGAAAAUAUUUUAUAUUGGGAAAAUAUCCUUAAGGGAUUUGGAGUUAAAACAACUAUUGUGUUUCCCACAAAAACUGGCUUAUGGACAUGACUGUUAUAUGCAUAUGUCUUGUUUUUGCGAGGGAUUAUCCAUGGCAGUAGAGGUUAGAUCUAACUCCGAGCAGGGACAGUGAGUGAGUUGUAUUAGCUGAGAGAAAGGAGCACAACUUGGUUCAUCAGCUGACACAGGAAACCACAAAUUCCUCCACCCAACAGUUCCUUAGAUGAUAAAGGGAAGUUUAGACGACUCUUCUACUCUGGAAUGUCCGCUGGGAGAAAUCAGGCUCAGAAAUGACCAUAAGCGUGGGAGAAAUUUUCAAAACUAUUCAUGUCUUCCACUGGUGAAUUGCACAGUCCCUGCUUUGUAUGUUUGUGUGUAGAGAGAGGGAAAAUAUGUAUAUAUGAUUUUUAAAUUUUCAUUUUAGGAGAGGGGAGAUAAGAUUAAAAGGUGAGAUCAUUGAAUUUCUUGCUUUAUGGCUCAAAUCCAAAUCCUUAGACUAAGGUAGGGAACCUAGUGCUCCCCAGAUGCUUUGUACUACAGCUCCCAGAAUCUUUAUAAUUGGCCAUGCUGGCUGGGGCUGAUUGGAGUUGUAGUCCAAAACUUCUGGAGGGCACCACGUUCCCCACCUCUGCCUUAGACAGUCAGUAUUUUCUUUGAAGGCAGGUAUUAAGAACUUUGGCCUCUAUCCAACGGAGCAUGCACAUAACCAAUUAGAUAAUCAGUCAUUUAACUAGCUGUUGAAUGGGGAGUAGAAUGACAGGCACACUGGGCUGCGUUUGGACAACACGAUAGUCAACGGUGGGGUAAUACUCAUCUCUGCACUUGUUGAUCUAGGGGGUAUUCCCCACAUGAUAUAAUAAUCAACCAUGGUAUCAGUGUUGGCUAUUAGUCCAGGCUGAGUUGACUCACUCAUCACCCCCUCUCUUUCCCUCCCCUCAGUCCUCCUGCUAGUAUCCCAUUGCUGCUGAAAAUCUAUCUUGCCAGCUGGACUAGAGCGGCAGCCAUCACUUUGACCACUCUUGCUUUGCACUGACGAAAUAACCGACAGUGCCUGCCACACAACAUGAUAACCAAUAGUAAUUCAAACAGCCAACUGUGCACAGAGUUGGUUAUUUUGGCCAAAUAACCAACUGUUGGUUAAAAAACUCCUGCCACAUAACAUGAUAACCUGUGGUGGGUUAUACAACCAAUCGUUGACUAUUUAAACCACCAUAAGCUAACGUGUUGUCUGAACCCAGUCUGUAUCUAGCCUUUUGUUUUUCCUGAAUAUCUAAUUGAUUCUAAUGCUGCCCACAGCCUUGGCAGCUGCCUCAAGAGGGAAUGCACUAAAUCAUAGCUCACAUUCACAAGAUUUAUGUAUAGAAACUAUUUUCUGUAUAGGCUUGCAACUUAGCCCAAUCAGGAAAUUUAGAUGGAGCAGGAAAUCACUUUCUUUGACUCAAAAGUGCUUGCAUUGUAGUAACUUUUACAAUGUAUUUGCAUUCAUAUUUGUAGCAUGAAGGUGUGGACUGUUUCUCACUUUCUGCUCUCUUUGCUUUCCCCUUAGCUUUCUCCUGUCCUUCAAAGGUUCUGGUUCUCUUUCUCUACUCUGCCCCCACCCCAAAAUAUUUCACCUCAGAGUUGAUGUGUUCCAGAAAUCAUUUAUCGAGUGGAAAACCACAAACCAAAAGUAUCUUCAGAAAAGGAUGCAGUAUGAAUAAAUAUUUUAAAAUGCUUUGAAA